AUGACAUUAUCAAAUGAAAAUAAAUCAAUUGAUACUUUUACAAUUGAAAAUAAUUCACUCAAACAUUUAAAGCCAAAUUUACAAUUAAAUAUAUCAUUAAAAAUAAUUAAAUAUCUUGGUACUUGGCCACCAGUAUCAUCAUGGAGAAAUAUUUAUUAUAUAUUUACAUUAUUUAGUUUUAUAUUUAUUCUUGGUAUUUAUCUUGUCGUUCAAUUGAUAAAUAUUUUUGUAUUUUGGGGUAAUAUUGAAGUAAUGGUUGCAAGUACAUUUCUUCUAAUGACAAAUAGUGUACAUGCUUACAAGAUUUGUGUUAUAAUUAAAAAUCAAAAACGAAUUCAGUUGCUAUUUGACACAAUUUCCAGUGAAUUAUUUACAAAAAAUUUUGAUAAAUAUGAACGUAUAUUUACUUGGUAUGCAUGGUCUGGAAUAAAGCAUCAUAUUGCUUAUCAAAGUUUUGGUACAAUGGCUGUAUUUUGUUGGGGUUUUGUACCAAUAAGUAAUGCAAUAACUGGCAAUGAAAGACAAUUGCCAAUGGAUGGAUGGUAUCCAUAUGAUACAAAAUUAUCACCAGCAUUUGAAUUAACAUGUGGUCAUCAAGCUGUUGCUGUUAUUAUUGCUUGUUGUCAUAAUAUUGGAAUGGAUACUCUUAUCAAUGGAUUUAUAAAUGUUGCUUGUUGUCAAUUGGAAGUAAUUAAACAAAAUAUAUUAUCAAUUGAUGAUGGUGAUAAAAAUGUUCAUCAAGAAAUUAAUCAAUCAGUUCAACACAGUGUUGUUGUCAUGAAAUUUAUUGAUGAAGUUCAAAGUAUUUUUGGUACAGUUAUUAUGUAUCAAUUAAUUGCUAAUUGUUUGAUCAUUUGUUUAACUGCUUUUCAUGUUGUUCAGAUGACGGUUUAUAUUCCUGCUGAGAUAUUUGGCAUGAUGAUGUACAUGUGCUGCAUGACUUAUCAAAUAUUUAUUUUCUGUUGGAAUGGAAAUGAACUGACAAUUCAAAGUGAAACACUUGCAUUCACAGCGAUAACAAGUAAUUGGUGGAAAUUUGAUAAGAAAUAUAAACGUUCGUUGGGAAUUUUAAUUACAAGAUCACAUAAACCUAUGAUAUUUAAAGCUGGACCACUUAUAAAUUUAUCUCUACAAACAUUUAUGAAAGUUUUACGUAUGUCUUACUCGUUUUUUACUCUUCUUCAGAGCUCAACGAAUCCUCAUUGAAUUUUAAUUGAAUUAUAUAAUUCGUUAAUACGAUAUAUAUCGUUUAAUAAAAUUAUCAAGAUAAGUAUUUAUUAUAAACGUUAUUAAUGAAAAUAA
Messenger RNA from Aphidius gifuensis, 1302 nucleotides. Its product is annotated as odorant receptor Or1-like. The transcript is spliced from 6 exons. Gene Ontology annotation, molecular function: olfactory receptor activity; odorant binding. Gene Ontology annotation, cellular component: plasma membrane. The record is from RefSeq and is a predicted model, not a curated record. Gene Ontology annotation, biological process: detection of chemical stimulus involved in sensory perception of smell; sensory perception of smell. The coding region runs from base 1 to 1206 and encodes 401 amino acids. Lineage: Eukaryota; Metazoa; Arthropoda; Insecta; Hymenoptera; Braconidae.